GACCACACAAAUUUGCUGAUUUUAGAAUAUUUAAUACAAAUUUUCUUAUUCCUUGAUCUUCUGAACAAUAGGAAUAACCAGGCAAAGUGCAAUAAUGACGAUGCCGAUCAUGUCAGUGAAGAUGAAAUGGUAGUUGAAAAUUACGAUAUCUGCCAGAAUCGUGAAGAUAUUUUCACUAUAAGCGAUGGGUGCCAGUCUGGAUGCAGAGGUGUACUUUGUAGAUGCCAUAAAUGUAAAUUGGCCAGCAACCACACAUAUCAACAAGAUCCCAAGGCAUAUUAAGUUUGUGCCUCUGUAUUCUUCAAAAUGUAACAAUCCUGGAAUGAAAAUCAUUAUGAAUAUGUUUUGCAAAAGAACUCCUAGUCCGAAGUACAAAGGCGAAAUUAGCGUGUGCACGUUAUUGAGACUCAUUGUUCUCAGAAUUACAAAUAGUCAUCCGUAUAGGAUGGCUGAGGUCACCAAUAAACAGUAGCCCAGAAUCUCAUUUGACGCGACUUCUGGGUCCUCAGAUCUGUUCAAUGUUAAUAUAUACACUCCGAAUAUCGAGAAGAGAAUCAAGCUAAUAUUUUGAAAUGUAAUCUUCUCCUUAAGGAAGAUUGCAGCGGUAAUUGUGCAAAAUAGAGGGCUCAUACUCCAGAUAAGGAUCCCUUUGCCAAUGGAUACAUACUGCAGACCAAAGAACAAGCAAAUCGUGUUUAGAGUAAAACUGAAGAUGUUCACAUUCACUUUUUUAAUCUUAGCGUAGAUGUAGUAGAAUGGGACCAAGGAAUAAGCCACCACUGAGAUGGAGUCAAAUGCAGACAUAUUUGGAGAUAUAGAGAACAUAUACUUUAUAGAGAUAUGGAUAAUAGUCCAGAUCAAGGUUGUGGUGAUCAUCAAUAAAAUCCCUUUAAUGUAACCACUUCUUUCAUUGGUGUCUUUGUCAGACACUCAAGAAACUUCGAAUAAAGACACUGAUAUCUUAGAAGCAUUGCUUAGUUUACUCCUAAGUCUCAUGACUACAGCAGGGGGAUCAAGGUUUGUGUAGGGAUCUUCUAUCUCAAAGAGCUGGCAGUCUUUCUGAGGCUUAGCCUCCACAGCUUGGC
This is a messenger RNA of Moneuplotes crassus, 1085 nucleotides long. NCBI's taxonomy places the organism in Eukaryota, Ciliophora, Spirotrichea, Euplotida, Euplotidae. The record is from the annotation of a GenBank genome assembly.